AUGGGAACCACUAGACAAGAAGAAAACAACAAGCAGCCUACAAGCUACGACUCGAGAGGGCGUGAGGGAAACAUGAGGGCUGGAGGUCGACCUCAGCAGUGGGGGGACGAGGAGGCGUGGGGUAUAGAGCAGAGGGCGUGGUUUGACACGUCAACCACGCCAGCUCAUCUGCUGGUGAGGGACGUGCGAGGCCGGGACGAAGGUAACUACCGGUGCAAGGUGCACUUCAAGGCCUCUCCCUCCUGGACCCAGAGCAUCACGCUAAACAUCAAAGAUCCCCCGGGGUUCCCCAGGAUUCAGGACGAGUCUGGCCGGAGACUGGAAGGUCCUAUCGGUCCUUACGAGGAUGGCUCCACUGUCAGGAUGAUGUGUCUCAGCUCUGGAGGGUAUAAUAUGGGGCAGUCUGUUGACAGCCGUAAAAACUGA
This is a messenger RNA of Procambarus clarkii (red swamp crayfish), 426 nucleotides long. Lineage: Eukaryota; Metazoa; Arthropoda; Malacostraca; Decapoda; Cambaridae. The record is from RefSeq and is a predicted model, not a curated record.